Molecule: messenger RNA, 3245 nt
Organism: Vanrija pseudolonga
Lineage: Eukaryota; Fungi; Basidiomycota; Tremellomycetes; Trichosporonales; Trichosporonaceae
Product: Multidrug resistance protein fer6
Exons: 9
Coding region: 21-3245 (1074 amino acids)
Biological process (GO): transmembrane transport
Cellular component (GO): membrane
Molecular function (GO): ATP hydrolysis activity; ATP binding; ABC-type transporter activity
Source: RefSeq, a predicted model, not a curated record
CAGACCUUGCACGCGUGGCCAUGUCACCUCGCUCGGUCAUGCAAAUCCUAGUCACUCCCUUCACCCUUGCGGCAGGUCUCGUGCUUCUCUGUCUGCAGAUCGGCGUCUCGGGCAUCAUCGGCUUCAUCGUCAUCAUUGUGUCAGCGCCCAUUACCACCUGGUUGACGAAGCGAACCUAUGAGCAGCGCAAAAAGUCGACCGAGUUCACCCAACAGAGAUCAAAGCUGCUACAAGAGUUACUGGCGUCCAUGGCGACUGUCAAACUGUUCACCUACGAACUGCCGUUCCUCUCACGCCUCAACAAGACACGUGAAUCGGAGCUUAAUGGCGUUCGAAACAUCAACUUCCUCGAAGCAACAACAGAGUCCAUCUUCCAGUCGCUUCCACUGCUCGGGUCCAUCUUUGCAUUCAUCAUGUACUCGGCACUUCACCCCCGCAUGGACAUUGCGAAUCUCUUCACCGCAGUCACAUACUUUGCCCUCCUUCAAGGCCCGCUCUACACCAUUCCCCAAGCGCUGGGGUCGCUUACCAAUGUGGUCAACGCCCUCCAACGACUGGCACCAGUUUUUGAAGCCGAGCAGCGAAGCACCGAAUCGUCUGUUGACCCCACUCUUGACGUGGCCAUCAGUGUUCGGCAUGCAUCUUUCCGGUGGGAUGCCGUCGACGAGGCCCCACCAGAGAAAGGCGCCAACUCUGCUGCAGCCUUCGCCAUUCGCGACCUCAAUCUGCAAGUCCCUCGAGGAUGCCUCGUGGCUGUCAUCGGGCCGGUUGGGUCGGGCAAAAGCAGCAUCCUUCAAGGCAUACUGGGCGAAAUGACGACCAUUGAUGGAGACGUAAAGUUUGGCGGUCGUACAUCAUAUUGCCAACAAGCGGCGUGGAUCCAAAACGCAACUCUCCGCGACAACAUCCUCUUUGGCCAGCCUUGGGAUGAGGCACGAAACUGGAAGUGCAUUCGUCAAGCCCACAUGACACGUGAUUUGGAGAUUCUACAGGACGGUGAUCAGACCGAGGUAGCCUUGAGCGCUGUGUGGUCGCUGACGUCUCAGAUUGGAGAGAAGGGCAUCAACCUAUCUGGAGGCCAGAAGCAACGAGUCAACAUUGCUCGUGCACUGUACUACGAUGCCGACAUCUUGCUUCUCGACGACCCACUCAGUGCGCUUGACGCUCAUGUGGGCAAGGCCGUCUUCAACGACGCAAUCGUGCCGCUGAGAGACGCUGGAAAGACGGUUCUUCUUGUCACUCAUGGCCUUCAUUUCCUGCCCCGGGUUGACUACAUUUACUCGAUUGCCGACGGUCGAAUCGUGGAGGAGGGUACUUAUGGAGACUUGCUCGCGUCUCCCUCCUUCAAGUCCCUCAUUGAUGCCUUUGGCGGCGGGCAUGAAGCCGACUCGGACGGCGACGUGGAGGUGGAGCCACCCCAGGCUGCAAUCAGUGACGACGCAAACAAAGCUGUUGGAAGCGGCAAUGGAAAGGGCACCUUGACAACGGCGGAGAAGCGCGUCACUGGAGCCGUCGGGAUUUAUGUCUACUGGGCCUACCUUGUCGCCAGCAAUCUCAAAUGGCUUGGACCGCUCCUGGUCAUGAUCGUCCUCAUGGAAGGCUCUCAAAUCAUGUCCAAUGUGUGGCUGACUUACUGGGAGAGCAACAGCUUCCACCGUCUCCCUCCUUUCUAUCAGGGCAUUUACGCCAUGCUAGGCAUCAUGUCUGCGAUCUUCACCGGCCUGACUGGCGUGUCCCUGGCCUUGAUGGCGAUCAAUGCUUCGCGCAACCUUUACCGCAAGGCUCUUCAGCAUGUCUUUUUCAGCCCCAUGAGCUUCUUCGACACGACCCCACUUGGGCGAAUCCAAGGCGUCUUCAGCACAGACAUUGGAACGAUCGACGGUAUGUUGAUCGGUUCGAUCAUUGUCAUCUCUAUCCACUUUCCCUACUAUGUUGCAAUAGUCGCAGUUGUUGGCAUUCUCUACGGCCUCGUCGUUGGAUACUAUCGUCCAUUCGCUCGGGAAUCUCAACGACUCGAUGCGCUCAACCGUGGCCUGCUCUUCUCUUACUUUUCAGAAUCGCUGACUGGAAUGGCUACCAUUCGAGCGUACGGAGAAACCGGCCGUUUUCUGUCGGAAAACUCGAGGCUGGUCGACCUCCAGAAUCGAGCCACUCUGGCAAACAAUGCCGGAAAGCAAUGGCUAUACGUGCGGCUUGAAAUGGCAGGAUCCAUUUUAGUGUUUGCGGUUGCCCUCAUGUGUACCGCCGGUGGUGGCUCGAUCAACCCGGGCCAGGUAGCCUUGAUCCUGAAUUACAUGGUGGCAACUACGGCCCAGUUGAGCGCGCUGGCCGGCGUCGGCACAUUGCUCGAGACUGCCAUGAACUCGGUGGAGCGCAUCUUACCGUACUCUGACGGCGACAUACCGCAAGAAGCCGCCUACGACAUCAAGGACACCGACCCCGGUCCUCAGUGGCCAACCAAAGGUGCCAUCAUUAUGGACAAGUUGGUCAUGUCGUACCGCCCCGGCCAGCCCAUUGUUCUCAAGGGCGUGUCGUUGAACAUUGAGCCUGGUCAGCGCGUAGGCAUUGUAGGACGGACGGGUGCCGGCAAGAGCUCCCUCACGAUCGCUCUAUACCGCCUAACAGAGCUUUUAUCCGGCACCAUCACCAUAGAUGGCGUCGACGUGAGCAAGAUUGGCCUCAAGGCGUUACGCUCAAAGCUGUCCAUCAUCCCGCAAGACCCCGUGCUGUUCAGCGGCACUCUGCGUUCCAACCUCGACCCCUUCGACGACUAUCCCGACGCUGUUUUGAACGAAGCACUGCAGAGAGCCCAUCUUGUCAAAGGACCAUCCUCAGAUGCGACCCAACGGUUUACGCUGGACAUGGCCAUUGAUACCGACGGCUCCAAUCUCAGUAUCGGUGAACGCUCUCUAGUCAGCCUUGCCCGCCCGCUGGUUCGUGACUCCAAGAUCAUGGUUCUCGACGAGGCUACAGCUUCCGUUGACCUGGAGACCGACGCUGCGAUUCAACAGGCCAUUCGCGAAGAGUGCCGCAGGAGCCGCAAGACCCUCCUUUGUAUCGCACACCGCCUCCGUACCAUCAUUGGCUGGGACAAGAUUGUCGUCAUGGAAGCCGGCGAGGUCGUCAACUUUGCAUCACCCCUAGAGUUGUUUGACAACGAGGACGGCAUCUUCCGCAGCUUGUGCAACGAAUCGCGCAUCAGUCGCGAGGAGAUUAUUCAGGCUGGGCAGAUCGAGUCGUUGUAG